Molecule: messenger RNA, 2514 nt
Organism: Enhydra lutris kenyoni (northern sea otter)
Lineage: Eukaryota; Metazoa; Chordata; Mammalia; Carnivora; Mustelidae
Product: serine and arginine rich splicing factor 12
Exons: 5
Coding region: 95-901 (268 amino acids)
Molecular function (GO): RNA binding
Source: RefSeq, a predicted model, not a curated record
GCGCCGGGGGCCGGCUGAACUGCUGUGGCGGCUGCGAGAAACGGAGCGAGCCCGGCGGCCGCGGGCAGGCCCGGAGGCAACGGAGGAAGCCGUCAUGUCGCGCUACACGAGGCCCCCCAACACCUCCCUGUUCGUCAGGAACGUCGCGGACGCCACCAGGCCUGAGGACUUGCGCCGUGAGUUUGGUCGAUAUGGCCCUAUAGUAGACGUUUACAUUCCACUUGACUUCUACACCCGCCGCCCAAGAGGAUUUGCUUAUGUUCAAUAUCCUUUGUUUUACUUCAUAUUUGAAGAUGUUCGCGAUGCUGAAGAUGCUCUUUAUAACCUCAAUAGAAAAUGGGUAUGUGGCCGUCAAAUUGAAAUACAGUUUGCACAAGGUGAUCGAAAAACACCAGGCCAGAUGAAAUCAAAAGAACGUCACCCUUGUUCUCCAAGUGAUCAUAGGAGAUCAAGAAGCCCCAGCCAAAGGAGAACUCGAAGUAGAAGUUCUUCAUGGGGAAGAAAUAGGAGACGGUCUGAUAGCCUUAAAGAGUCUCGACACAGGCGAUUUUCUUAUAGCCAAUCUAAAUCUCGCUCCAAAUCACUACCAAGGCGGUCUACCUCAGCAAGGCAGUCAAGAACUCCAAGAAGGAAUUCUGGUUCUAGAGGACGGUCACGGUCCAAGUCCUUACCAAAAAGGUCCAAGUCAAUUGGAAAAUCACAAUCAAGUUCACCUCAAAAGCAGACUAGCUCAGGAACAAAAUCAAGAUCACAUGGAAGACAUUCUGACUCCAUAGCAAGAUCCCCUUGUAAAUCUCCCAAGGGGUAUACCAAUUCUGAAGUUAAAGCACAAACAGCAAAACACUCUCAUUUUCGAUCACAUUCCAGAUCUCGGAGUUAUCGUCAUAAAAACAGCUGGUGAACAGCCGCAGAAGAGCGCUACAUAGUCUUGAAUGUGUUAUUAAACCUCUCAUUAUGUUAAAUAAAAAUUCUUCAAGGCUUAUAGAAAAUGUGAGUUACUUUGGGCAUGUGCAACAAAUAAAAUCUCUAGUUUUGGGGUAAUAAAGACUUGGUCUCAAUUGAAAGGGCCCAUACCACAAAUUAUGAUGUGUCUGAUAUGUCACCAUUUUAUGGACCGUUUUUUUGUUUACAUUGUGGCAGAAGGAUACUUUUCAAGGGAAAUGGGUAAAAUGGAACUAAUGUGGAAAAUCCUACUUGGAUAUGAAGUAUUAGUAAUAUUAAUGAUACCUUUUACAAAAAUAUUUUUUCCUUUAAAGCACUUUUACUUUCAUGUAAAAAGUAAUUAUAACUGUAUAAUUACAUAGGGCAGACUUAAACUACUUGAUACCUUGAUGACUCUCUUGUAUCUUCUGUUUAAACUUGGGCCAGUUCCUAGUGGAUAUUAGUUCAUAUUACAAAAUUCUGACAUUCCUAAAAGUAGAAUUUAUCUAGAGAUCAAGUGUUCAAAAAAUACAUUCUCUCCUGAGCUUAAAAAAGCUUUUAUUUUUACUGUGUGGAACAGUAUAGAUAAAUUGACAUUAAGUUGCAUCCUGUACCGUGUUCAUUCACUUUCACUGAAAAUAGGAAAAUGUUUUAAAAAAUACUGAGUUUUGAAUGGUUGGAGACUACUUCUCUAAAAAUUCUGUGCAGGACUCAUUAUCCAAAAAUACUCAUAUUAAGCCUUAUACAUUUGAAGAGUGGUACAUUUUGUAUAAAAAGUUUUUUUAACAUUAUUUCUACAUAUCUACUUUUCAUCCACUAUUUAAUUUUUUCUUUUUGGAGUUCCAGCUCAAGACUUUAAAUUGCAUAGAGUAAGUCCUGUUAUUUUUGAAAGUGUUUAGUAUCUUGUAUUAAAGAAUUCAAGACUGCAUCCUCAAUAAGCUUUGUGGUAUUCAGAUUUACUUUACAUGCUCUUCAUUUUUAUAAACCAAAUAACUUUAUUGAUAUUGCUUUUGUAGUUGUUAAAACUGAGAAUUUCUUUAAAAAUGUGUUUGUAGUUUACGUUUUUCAGAGGGUUUUGGUAGUAUUUGUGAUAAAAUGGUUUUGCAUAUGAUUAUUAUAGGGGAUAUAUUUAUAGAGUUCUACUUGUGUACUUUGUUGAAGUAUAUUGAAAAUUAAAAGUUCUCAGCCCAUAUAGUUAAUAUUUGUGACUAGAGUGCUUAAGAAAAAAAUCUGUCUUAUAUUUUUGGCAUAUAGGAGCCAGUGUUGCUUCUAUUUUUUUUUUUUUAAUACUAAUUCCACUUUUCGUUGCAUUUUAGACCCUAUGUAAGAAACAACUUUACAAAAUAAUUUAUAUGCUGGUAAUAUUUGGACAAGUACCAUAAAUUUAUGUAAACUGUACAGUACCUUCUGAAUACACUUUCUUUAAUCAUUAAUAGAAUUAACUUCAAAACUACAACUCUUUGAAGUGUUCAGCUGUAAUAAAAUUUAGUCAUAAAAUUAUGUGGCACUGUUGAAAAUCUAAAGGAUAGUCCAAAGAAAGAACAGACAAAUAGUAAUGUUUUAUAUUUUCUAAAUAAAUGUUUGGGUUUAUCC